AUGUGGCGCGUUACUUUAAUAUUUGCUUUUAUUUCCUUAACAAUGGCUGUGGAUAAAUCAGUCAUCAUCAUUGGAUCAGGCAUCAGUGGAUAUUCAGCUGCAAGUAAGUUAUUAGAAAAUGGAUUCAAUGAUGUCAUCAUUUUAGAAGCUGAGGAUCGAAUUGGAGGCAGAAUCAACACAAUUCCGUACGAUGAUGGAUUUAUAGAUUUAGGUGCGCAGUGGGUUCAUGGACAGCAAGGCAAUAUAAUUUAUGAAAUGACCCAUGAACAUUUUGAUUUUGGAACUACUCCUUUUGAUGAUAUUCCAUUUACUUUUCUUCUGUCUAAUGGAACUAAACCAAAUCAAGAGUUGAUAAAUGCAAUUUCCAAAUUAUGCUUUGAAAUCGACCAUAAAAUCUACACUGGUGAUACCUUUACUGGAUCUUUUGGUGACAUGUUUAUAGGCAUUUAUGAUGGAAUUGUUGCAAAUGGAAGUUCUCCAGUGUUCAAAGAUUUAGAUCCAGUUAUAGUUAAAAUGAUGAAAGAAACAUCUGAAAGAAAUAUCAAUGGAUAUGCUGCUAUAAAGUCAUGGUUUGAUUUAUCAGCGAAACUAUGUGCUAGAGAAGAAUUAGCUCAAGGGAGUCAACAUAACACAUGGAGAAGGAAAGGAUUCAAAACUGUAUUUGACUUCAUAUCGAAAAAGCUUCCAGAUCCAUCACAACACAUCGACAUAGAAAGCAAAGUUCAAUUAAAUAAGAAGGUCACGAACAUCAAGUAUAAUAUUAACGAUGUAAACAAUAAAGCUGUUAUCACAUGUGCUGAUGGGUCAGCUUACGAAGCAAAACAUGUCAUUUUCACACCGAGUCUGGGAGUUUUGAAAAAAUAUCAUGAAUCACUCUUUACACCUGCAUUGCCUGAACAGAAGGUUCUUGCAAUCAAACUUUAUGGCUUUGGUGCUGCUGGGAAAAUAUUUUUGGAAUUCGAUGAGUCAUUUUGGAUAGAAGAAGGAGAGCCUUUUGUAGCUUAUCAAUUUUUGUGGUUAGAUGCUGACAAAGAAGAAGUAAAAGCUGCAAAUCGCGAAUGGAUGUUAGGAAUUUCCGCAUUCUAUAUGGUCGAUGAAUUCCCAAACAUGCUUGAAGCAUAUCUUGGUGGACCGAAUAUUGAAGAGUUUGAAGCAUCAAGUGAUGAAAAGAUUAUUAAUGACUGCAUGUGGGCAUUUGAAAAGUUUCUUGGAAAAACCUUACCAAGACCAAAAGCAAUGAUAAAGACAAACUGGCUUACAAAUGAAAACUUUUUAGGAGCCUAUUCAUAUCCUUCGAUGGACGCAGAAAAAGCUGGCGUUGGAAUUCAAGAACUAGCUGAGUCUAUCAAUAAUAAUGACGGUAAACCUAUUCUGUUGUUUGCAGGAUCAGCUAUGGACGAAAAGUAUCCAGGAAACACUCAUGCUGGAGUUCGUACUGGAUUCAGAGCUGCAGAUGAAAUAAUUAGUAUUUAUCAAUAG
Messenger RNA from Chironomus riparius, 1479 nucleotides. The record is from the annotation of a GenBank genome assembly. NCBI's taxonomy places the organism in Eukaryota, Metazoa, Arthropoda, Insecta, Diptera, Chironomidae.